GUAAACCAGACUGUAGUUCAUCAUGAAACUAGUCACAGUUGUAUUGCUUCUCGUGGUGGUCCUGUAUGUGGUUACUUCGGUGAACGCGCAAGGACGCAGACCACCUCGACCACCUGGAACAUCACCAGGUAGACCUAGACCUACUACAAGGCGUACUACGGUACGAACUACAAGACGUACUACUGGAAGAACAACGAGACGUACCACUGGAAGAACAACAAGGCGGACUACUGGAAGAUCUACAAGACGUAGCACUAGAAGAUCAACGAGGCGGACAACUGGAAGAACUACGAGACGUAGCACUAGAAGAACUACGAGACGGACAACUGGAAGAACUACAAGACGUAGCACAAGAAGAACAACAAGGCGGACAACAAGGCGGACUACUAGUAGACCAAGCUGCAAUGAAGUGUGUACAGAUGACUUCCAACCUGUUUGUGGAACAGUCGUUCGUGACGGAAGGAUCAUAAACUGUAAUUUUAGCAAUCAAUGUAACCUUGAUAAUCACAGCUGUCAAAGACGGGAAGUUUGGACAUCAACCCGUGGUAACUGCGCUCAAAAGUCCAGCAACAGAGACUGCGCUUAGUUUGAGAAUCAACAAUAAAAUACAAAACGAUUUAUGUAUAUUGGGAAUUAAAAAUAUGUUCAACUAAAAAAA
Messenger RNA from Drosophila sulfurigaster albostrigata, 658 nucleotides. Its product is annotated as salivary glue protein Sgs-3-like. The record is from RefSeq and is a predicted model, not a curated record. NCBI's taxonomy places the organism in Eukaryota, Metazoa, Arthropoda, Insecta, Diptera, Drosophilidae. Gene Ontology annotation, molecular function: protein binding. The transcript is spliced from 2 exons. The coding region runs from base 23 to 586 and encodes 187 amino acids.